Molecule: messenger RNA, 3149 nt
Organism: Marasmius oreades (fairy-ring Marasmius)
Lineage: Eukaryota; Fungi; Basidiomycota; Agaricomycetes; Agaricales; Marasmiaceae
Exons: 9
Coding region: 785-2920 (711 amino acids)
Cellular component (GO): cytoplasm
Source: RefSeq, a predicted model, not a curated record
CAUUAUUCCUUUUGCACUAGUACUAGCAUUGCCAGCCUCGAAGUUUGCCAGCAAUGUCCUUUUCUCAACGUCGCGAAGACGAAGGCGACCGUAAUGAUCUACUUGAAGACGACGAUACUGCCUCACAGCGAUCUAUAUCACUUUCCUCGCCAUCCCAAUCACCACGGAACUCGCUCAAGCAGGAUAAUUAUGGAGGAAAAGGUCAUGCAGCCUUACUCGCGCAACUUAACCUUUCUACAUCUUCUUCGGCAACAUCAAAGUUACCAGAGUUGGAGAAGGAGAAGCCUACGAUGACUCCCUCGACGUCGGGAUCGACGUCACAUGGAACGAGACCAUAUUCAUCCGAUUUCACAGAGAACGACAACGCUAGUGUGUACACCCGUUUGGAGGACAUGGAGUCGCCGAAUACAUCUGUUGCACCCUCCUUUAAAGAGGCAGAAACGCUCACGUCGAGUGCCUCUGACAAGGACACGGCAUAUCCACCGCAAGCACACCGUUCUGAAGCCUAUUCUAGUCUUUACAGCGGUGAUAGAGCAUCUAUAGUAUCAGCAUCAUCGGCAGGCACAGGGAAGAAAACUCGCCCAGAGUCUAUGUUACUACCGAAUAUUUCAGAGGGAAAAUUAAUUUUGGGUAUCGCGCUUGUGGACUUCAAUCAUCUAGUACGUAUCCUCUGGGAUACUUAUUCUAUCCUCGAUGAUAUAAACAAGUCCAUUGGAAUCCACAGGUCGGACCAAAAAUUGAGUACUCGAAAGGAGAAAUAUUCGAAGACGAAGAAGUUGCGAAGAUGCUACCUUUCCUUGCGCUUCCUGACGGCGCCCACCUUAGCGCCGAAGACUACUCAUAUUUUCACAUCGUCCCCACAUCCACCUCAACUCCAACAACCGUGUUCGGGAUAUCCUGUAAUCAACAAAUUGCCUCCUCUGCCCUUCUCGUCAAACCGCCCGACGUAACACGAUCCACCGUACAGAAAGCUGUUGUCGUUCUGGCAUCUAAACCCGUUUUUGGUCCAAUACGGGAUAAGCUUGGCGUCGUGACCACCGCUCUAUUUCAUCAACGCGACUUUACAUCAACGGAUAUCCUAGACGAUUUCGCUGCUGUAUUGGAACCAUCUUUGAGGAGUCAACUGACCGAGAGCGGAUUGUAUAUGGGAACAAGUCUCCGUUCGCUCGUUCAAACAUUCCGACACCGCGUUCUUGUGCUUGUUAAAGCACUGAUUCUUCAGAAACGGAUAAUACUUACUUCUCACCCUGUUGAACGCCUAUGUACGUUCCAAUAUUCCCUCGUGUCCCUUCUUCCCGGCCUUCUGCAAACAUUGGACGAUUGCGGUUCGCCUCCUUUGGCAACAAGGGCGAAGGCGCUGGAGAGACCAACUGAACUCAAAACCAGCGAUCAGAGGAGCAUGCGGAGAUAUUUGGGUUUGCCGUUGGAUAUUUUUGGCAGGGAUGCUUUCUUUCAACCAUACCUUCCCCUGCAGCAGCUCGACAUGUUGCGAGAAACCAAGAGCUGGCUCUGCGGGAGUACCAAUUCAAUUGUAACGCAGCAGAAAGAGGUAGAUUUACUUGUCAAUGCAGAAACUGGGACUAUCGAGUUCCGGUCUACCUUGGAUCUCGAGGCAAAAGUUGCCCUGACGGCUGCUGAUAGGAAAUGGAUGGAUGAUAUUGUUCGAGAUGUUCAAGAGAGCAGCGAAGGACAGUUUAAAGGGAGUGACGACUAUCUGAGGUUCAAGUUCGAAGAGUACAUUUCAGCAGCGAUGGCAGCCGUAAGAUACAGAGAAUUUCUAUCAAAGAAUGAGGGCGCAAGCGUUGUCGGCGGAACAGGUGCGGAAGCUACUUCAGCAGAAGAUUUCAAUCCUCUUUGGAUCGCCGAAUUUAUGCACACCAAUGCAUACGAGGUGUGGGAUCGCACGACGGACCCAUCCUUGUUCGAUAUUGUCGAACCUAGACAUCCAUGCACCGAAAGGCCAUCUAUCGUAGGGGAUAUCGGGUUACGUUUUCAGGAGGGUAUUCAAGAUCUCAAGCUCGACCAACAACUAGCGCCAGCAAGAGAAGCAGUCUCGAGGACAAUCACAGCAGGGUCAGCGACCUUCUUCAAUGCUGUUGAAGGUGUCAAAGCACGAUGGAAUAAACCCGUUACCCCUCCCCUACCAGCUAACGGAGGAUCAGGCGCAGAUUCUCCGCCAAUAGAAGUCGUCACUAAAGCGGAACUGGAUGGUGCUCCCCCAGCAUUGAAGGAAGCCACUGUGUCUCAAACAUCUACAGGAGCUGGUGUGUUUGGAAAUUUUGUUCGGCCAAGUUUAUGGAACCGGAGAGCGUCAACGGCGUCUAAUGGUUCCACGACGUCACUUUCCUCGCAACCGCAGGCUGUUACCCCACCACCCAUCUAUGAAACGCCUCGCGAGGCUCAGAAUACUCCCCAGAGAGGAUCGACGGUGUGGGGGUCACUCGUUGGGAGGUUUUCUCUAUCGCGCCCCCAAGCAACUUCAGGUACUCAGUCCUCAGGUCAUGAACGAAGUCCGAGUAUCUCGGUAGAGAGUCUAAACGGGAGUUUCGAUAGUAGUCAGGACUCGGAGCCAUCUUCGACUAGAAAUAGCGCAAUCAGCGUUGGAAGCAUUGGCAGUCUAAGGCCGGACGCAUCCUCGCCUCCCGCUCAAGCGGUCUCUCCUUUGGUGAAGGAUUUCGACAAGGAUCACGGCAGAGUUCCGUUGAACCUGCCUAGCACACCCCUAGCUGCAACUGUUCCCAGAGUUGAUGCAGCUGGUCCAGCCACUCCGAAGAGAAGGGAUUUCGAGGAACCUAAGACUCCGGUGGCCACCAGGACAGUCAUUCCUCCGGUUCCACCACUUCCACCGGCUGUAGCUAAUUCUACCCAUUCACGGACACAAUCCGGACCAGAAGAGGACAAGAGUGGAGUUGCGUUAUAGUCGUAUAGUUGUUUCCUUUUGCAUUGUUCGCAUUGUUAAUCUCAUAGUUUUGUCAUGGUCCUCACACAUCGGGCGUAUCCCAGUCAAUCAUUUUAUGCAUAGCUAAUACAUGUUCUAUUCUUAUGUUCACAUCUAAGGCUAGUAAGAUUUUUUUAACUUACCCUUGACCCAUGUCCAUACAGUAGAUAUUACAGUCAGUCCACCAAGGUUGCCAAAUAUAUGCUUAAGC